This is a messenger RNA of Acanthoscelides obtectus, 2172 nucleotides long. Lineage: Eukaryota; Metazoa; Arthropoda; Insecta; Coleoptera; Chrysomelidae. The record is from the annotation of a GenBank genome assembly.
CUCAGUUCAUCCAUACCUUCAUACGUAUCACUUGUUUGAACUCUGAAAAUUUAGUAAAUUAGCAAACAAUAAACAAACACAAAUAAAUAAGAAAUUAAACAUAUAAGAAUAAACCAUCACCCUGUAUCAGAAGUAGUACUACACAACUCCGUCACCAUACUCUGACAUACAUUUCCAUCUACAUUUUGACCAGUGCCAGUAUGACUAUCAUCCCUGUCAUUACCAACAAUUUUAGGCAUUUCUUCUCCCCUAUUUUAACACAUAAAGAUUCGUUGUCGGAAUUGCACCCAAAAACGGAACAACGCAUUAUUGGUACUUUUGUGACCACGUAUAGUCUAGAAACUAAUUAUCGAUUGACCAAAAUAACAAAGUAUUUCAACUAUAGUUAUUGAAGUUUGCCGGGCUCUUAAUGAAGCAUUAAAACACCAAGUUCAGAUGCCAAAUACUACAGAAGGGUGGCUACAAUGUGCUAAAGAAUUUGAGGAGCAUUGGAAUUACCUGCAUUGCGUAGCCGCUAUGGAUGGGAAGCAUGUGAUGUUACAAGCACCCAUAAAUAGUGGCAGCGAAUAUUACAAUUAUAUUUCAUAUUGCCGUUCUUGAAUUACAAUAAUACACUCGUAGUAGCACUUUUUUCUGCGCCCAGCAUGCACGAUUUUAAAGUAAAUCCGGACCUGUCUCGCGCCGACUUCGCUCCAGUCCAUCCAUCCGCCGGCGCUGCUAGCUCAUUGCAAUUUUUUCGUGCGCCCGGUGUGUUAGAGCCGGUCCACACGGCGCGUUGCGUUGCGUUGCGUCGUCGCAACGCAAAUAUUUUGACGCAUAGCCGGCCACACAGGCGCUGCGCCAUCACAGCGUUACUGUGACGCAGUCUUAACGUUCCGUCGGCGCAGCGACGACGCACAGGUGCGGCAAGCAUUUUGUAAAAAUAUCGCAGUCAGUCUAUAGGAAAGCAUGGAUCGGAAAAGACGUCUAGCAUUGCUCCUAUUACUGCGUCACCGCCGAAAUCGACGCAAGAUCACAAGACGAAUAUCGGGAGCUGCUAUUAGACGAAAAGAAGUUUUAUAACUUUUUUAGAAUGAGUGUAUCCAGCUUCGAAUGUUUAUUGAAGUCCGUAGAACCACACAUACGAAAAAACUAUACUAAUAUGAGGAAUCCAGUGGAACCAGUAGAAAUGCUGGGAAUUACUUUAAGAUACCUAGGAAGUGGAAAUUCAAUAACCGAUUUACAUUUGAAAUUCAAACGGGGAAAAUCUACUAUUGCAUAUAUGAUACAAAGAGUUUGUCGUGCUAUCUGGACCAAUCUUCUUCGAGACAACAUCCCUGAACUGACAAUUGAAAGUUUCCAAACAAUAGCGAGGGAUUUUGAUGUAAAGGCAAAUUUUCCUCACUGUGUUGGUGCCAUCGACGGCAAACACAUCCGUGUGUGUAAUCCUGCACAUAGUGGCUCACUUUUUUAUAAUUAUAAAGCCUUUUUUUCGAUUGUGUUGCUAGCUAUUGUGGAUUCAAAUUACAAAUUCGUUUUUGUCGACAUCGGUGCAUACGGAAAAGAAUGCGAUUCAACCAUAUUACUAAAUUCUAAACUGUACGAGCUAAUGAUUAACAACAACUUACCACUACCUCAACCCCAGCCACUCUCUGGUAGCAAUAUACCAACCCCGUAUGUAUUUGUGGGUGACGAAGCUUUUGGACUGAGCAAACAUAUUAUGCGUCCACAUGGUGGUAAAAAUCUUGACUUACAACAAAAGGUUUUCAAUUAUCGUCUAAGCAGGGCCAAAAGAUAUGUCGAAUGCGCUUUUGGGAUUAUGGCAAACAAAUGGCGCAUUUUUCACAGACCGAUAGACGUGUCCUAUGACUUCGCUACUGACAUAAUAAAAGCAUGUUGUGUACUACACAAUUUUGUCGCUGAUCGAGAUGGUUUUAGACAAAGAGAUACAUUUGCUAUAAGUGUUGAUGAAUUUCUCCCAAUACAACCCGCAGAUGAAGAACAGACAGCACCGAAUGUCAUAAGACAGCAUUUUGCGACCUAUUUUAUGACUAGAGGAACUCUGCCUUGGCAACUAAAGAAGGUAUAAUAGUAUUAAAUAAAAAAAAACAAUAAAUAUCUGUACUGUGAACUCACCAACUUUGUUUUUUCGUUCAGCUGUGAAAUUCUCGUAAUCAGGAAAUAAAACUUUUG